AGUUAUUCAUUAUGCUCUUGUUUGCAGAACCGGGAACUGGACUUCGUCCGUACGGUUUCCAUGUUUGAUUAUUUAAUUACUGCUCUCUGGAGUGCGCGUACCGCAUGAGGAAGUUCAUUUCUUGGUCGUGGGCCAUUCCAACGAGUUAGAAUGGAUACUAUCUUUAAGCUUCUGAGUUUCAUUCUCGUUUUUGAGCUGGUUUCUGGUGAUACUGCGGAACUCGACACGAAUGGCUAUGUUACCUACUGUCCUUGUAUGGGCCGAUUCGGUAACCAAGCUGACCACUUCCUCGGGUCCCUUUCAUUUGCCAAAGCGCUGAACAGGACGCUAGUCUUGCCACAUUGGAUACUCCACCGCCCCCCGCGGGAUCCAGGGCCAACCUCCGUUAUGAUCCCUUUUGAUGACUGGUUUGAAGUGGAACCACUGAAGGCGUUCCACCGCGUUGUGCUUAUGAAGGACUUCAUUGCCCGUGUUUCCCCCGUUGUGUGGUCUCCAGAAAACCGAACAGGUACUUCUGUGGUUGUGUUGACCAUGAGCUUGCGGUCACGCGAUGUGAAGGUCGCCGUCCCUUGUGCUCUGUUUAUAUGA
Messenger RNA from Notodromas monacha, 588 nucleotides. Lineage: Eukaryota; Metazoa; Arthropoda; Ostracoda; Podocopida; Cyprididae. The record is from the annotation of a GenBank genome assembly.